AUGGAAGAAUAUCUGAAAAUAGUAUUACUGCUAAAAACUUUGAUAAUAGACCAUUAUGGUCUUAAUUCUCAAUAUAGUUUAAAUGUAAAUAAUACAUUAUAUAAUGAUAACAAAACUAUGUGGCUAAUUGAUAAUUUCGAGAAAAUCUUUUCCAGCAACAAAAAAUUAUCUAAUAUUACUUCAAUGCAACUUAAUCAAAAUUUUAAUAAAUCAAGAUUUAAUAUUGCGAAUAGAAAUUUAUAUAAAAGGAGUCUAUUAUUAAUUAAUAUAACCAAAGAGUUGAAAAUAAAUCCAGUUAUCUUAGGCAACAUUAAUACAACUAUAAAACCAAAUUCAAAUUACAUAGGAAUGGAUAAAGGAUUCGACCUUUCAAACUUUGAUCCAAACAUUUUAUUAUCGCCUAAUGCAAAUAAUAUAGGUAAAUCAUUUGUAAUGCCAAACAUAAAUAAACGGCGAUUUGAAUCUAACACCGAAAUUAUUUUAAUUGUUAUUUAUAGUUUGGUUAGUCUUAUAGGUACAAUAGGUAACGGUUUAGUCCUCAUUGCUUUAAUUUUUAAUAAACGUAUGAGAAAAUCACCCAGGAAUAUUUACAUAUUAAAUUUGGCUUUCUCCGAUUUAAUUUUGUGCCUCUUUACUAGUCCAUUCACCAUAUCUAGUCUUGUUAAAAAAGAUUGGAUAUUAGGUUUGUUUAUGUGUAGACUGAUUUCUUCACUUCAGGCUACUAAUGUAUUUGUUUCGACGAUGAAUAUAACAGCAAUAGCUGUUGACAGGCACCAGGUUAUUCUAUAUCCAACAUCCCAUUUAACUCAUUCUAAAUUUCCUCAUAAUAUAAAGGCUCGAACAUCUAUACCCAAAACCACAAUGGAUAGCAAUAAUAAACCAGACAAUUAUAAAAAAAAUCCCAAAAUUAUUAAUUUAAAAAAAUUAAGCACACAAUAUAUUCCUUUGUUAGCUUCCUUAUUCAAGCAUCCAUCAUCGCGUAUAUCAAACCCUUUGGCUUAUUCACUUACGAACAUUAAAUCAAGUGCCAAUUCUCCUGACAUGAAAACUGAGGAUGCAGAUUUUGAGCCAAACAAAAAUUUAUCUUGCAUUUCUACAGGUAAUGAAGAACAAAAUACUUCUAAUACAUUUAAAUGUUUAUCAAUAGGUUCAAAUAUUAUCAGUUGUCCUACUUUUUAUGAGGAAAAUAAAUCUAUGCCAAAUACAAACUUAUCAAAUGAUUAUAAUAUAAUAUCUUCAUGUUUAACAUCGUUAACACAUUUGUUUAUAUGUUGGAGAGUUCACAUUAUGAAAAUAUUUUAUAGAUUUAAGAUUGGAUUAGUUAUAAUAUGGCUAGUAUCUUUAGCUAUGGCUACCCCUUUAUUUAUUUAUCACUCUGUAAUUCCUAUAGAAUUAUUUGGUUAUAAAAUAUGUUAUGAAAAUUGGCCAACAGGUACAAAAGGACGAAGUCUAUAUUCAUUAUGUUCGUUGUUGUUUCAAUACGUUUUACCCUUUUUAAUAGUCACGAUAUCUUAUAUCAGAAUCGCUCUAAAAUUGCGCGCUCAAGAAUAUCUUACGAAAAAACAUACUUUAAUGCAUCAAAAUAUUAAACCUAUUAUUAAAGGUUCGAAAUCAAUUAAAUUCAAUAGGUUUACCUUGUUCAAAAAUAUUAGAAGUAAAAAUUAUCAGAAACGUCAAAUUAAUAAUGAUCACCAAGAUAUUUUAAAUCAACUAGAUUCAGAAAACAAAAAUGAUUCUCCAUUAUUAGAUGAAACUUUUAAAACAACUCACCAAGUUAUUAAUAAUAGAUAUUGUGAUAUAAAAACGAAGCCUCUCUAUAUCACAGUUAACAAUGAAACUUGUGAAACUAAUCUGAAUGAUUUUUACAUAGAAAAAUCUAGAUUAUUAAAUGUGGAUGAAGAACAAUCAACUAUGUUAUCAACCUUUAAUGACCAUCCAUGUUUAAAUGUUCAAUCGGGGUUACCAACUCUUAAAGAUAAACGGUUAGAAUACUUUCUAAAAAAUUCUAACAAAAUUAAAAAAGUUACAAAUUUGAAUAAUAUUUAUUUAAUGAAAUCAAAGGAGGACGCCAAAAAAAAUCCUUAUCAUAAAAAAUCUAUCGUAACUAUUAAUAAUUCAUUAUUUUUCACAAAAUCAAAAUUUAGUUCUGAAAAAUGGGAUAGAUGCUAUGAUUCGACAAUAUUUAAAAGUAAAAUAUUUGGUUACAAAAGAGCCCCCUUAUGCAGCGUUAAUAAAGCAUAUGAAAAGCGUAAUCAAAAGAAUCGCAAAACUAACAUGUUAUUGAUGAGCAUUGCAUUAGUUUUCACAAUUAGUUGGUUGCCAUUAAACUUAUUUAACCUUCUGUCAGAUAUGGAAUCAGUUUCAUCUUCAACUUUAUUUCAAAAUUUGAACAUACCUUUAAUAUACGCUUGUUGUCAUCUUUUUGGAAUGAGUUCUGCAUGUUCUAAUCCAAUUCUUUAUGGAUGGUUAAACGAUAACUUUAAAAAAGAAUUUAAACUAAUUUUCUCCAAACUUUUCUCAUGUUCCUUAUUUAAAUAUAGUAGUAAUUUUAUAGGCUCAUUGGGUUUUUAA
Gordionus sp. m RMFG-2023 is the source of this 2571-nucleotide messenger RNA. RefSeq lists its product as uncharacterized. Gene Ontology annotation, biological process: G protein-coupled receptor signaling pathway. The transcript has a single exon. Lineage: Eukaryota; Metazoa; Nematomorpha; Gordioida; Chordodea; Parachordodidae. Gene Ontology annotation, molecular function: neuropeptide receptor activity; neuropeptide binding. Gene Ontology annotation, cellular component: neuron projection; plasma membrane. The record is from RefSeq and is a predicted model, not a curated record. The coding region runs from base 1 to 2571 and encodes 856 amino acids.